Molecule: messenger RNA, 1629 nt
Organism: Bombyx mandarina (wild silkworm)
Lineage: Eukaryota; Metazoa; Arthropoda; Insecta; Lepidoptera; Bombycidae
Gene: Or-65
Product: olfactory receptor 65
Biological process (GO): detection of chemical stimulus involved in sensory perception of smell; sensory perception of smell
Cellular component (GO): plasma membrane
Molecular function (GO): olfactory receptor activity; odorant binding
Source: RefSeq, a predicted model, not a curated record
CAACAUGUCCUAUUUGAGGCGUUUAAAGGGUUUUAUUGAAAAGGAUUAUUUCGAUUUCGAGAGGCCCGACAUCAAUUUAUACAAUUUCCAUCCACAACUACGUAUUUUACUUAUUGUAAAUGGUAUAUUUUUUAAUAACCGCAACUCUCGUAUCAGAUUAAUUUGGCCUGGAGGAUCUAUUUUGUUAUGCAUGCUAGCUGUUUGUUUGGAAUCGAUGUUCAUAUAUCAUGGCCUCACUACUAAAGACUACUCAUUCGCAACAGAAUGCUUCUGUUGUUUUGUCCUGCUGGGGACGAUGCCUGUAGUCAGUUUAAGUGUGCUCAAAAACAAAGAUAAUAUCUUAGACUUGAUCGAAAAUAUGAAUGAAAAUUUCAUUUAUAUACGCCGUUUAGAAAGCAAAUAUCGUAACUCAUUCUUAGAAGGGCAACUAAUCAUUUGGAAAUUUUACAAUGCGUGGUUAAUAUUUUGUUGUAUCGUGUGCGGUACUUUUUUCAUGUUCCCAGUUUUUGUUCUAAUGUACCAGAGUCUAUUUCCUUCACUGGACGAGGAUACGACUAGGCCACUAGUGUUUCCGAUAUGGUUGCCCAAAUUGGACGGUUAUAGUACACCCAUUUAUGAAAUAUUUUUAAUUUUGGAAAUUAAUUAUUGCUUGAUAUUCCUUCAAACGUUUUGUGUUUACAUCUACACAUUGUUUCACAUACUUUUGCAUUUUUAUUACAUACUCCACAUGAUUAAAUUUGAUUUAGAAGCGAUAUUUGACGAUAUUAACGAAUCCGUUGCCCUAUUACCGCACCGUGAUACUCGUAGGAUUGAAGUUCAGAAAAUCCUAAAUGGAAGGAUGAAGAGGAUCGUAACGUGGCACAUAUCUGUGUUCAAAGCAGUCGAAGCAGUGUCUUCUAUUUAUGGUCCGCCUUUGGCUUAUCAAGUAAUGUUCACUUCUAUUGCAAUUUGUCUAAUUGCCAUCCAAAUUACACAGAAAUUAGAAAACGGCAUCUUGGAUAUAAGGUUUACAAUGUUAGGAGUUGCUGCGUGCCUGCAAAUGUGGAUACCUUGUUAUCUUGGGACUCUGUUAAGGAAUAAGGCGUUUGGAGUCGGCGAAGCAUGUUGGAACAGUGGCUGGCACCAGACUCCACUAGGCAGGAUGAUCCGACAGGAUAUUAUCAUAGUCUUGCUCAGAGCCCAGCAACCAGUCACUAUAAAAUUCCCUGGACUGCAAAGUAUUCAACUAGAAACAUUUUCUUCGAUUAUGACCACAUCAUACUCGUACUUCAAUAUGUUGAGACAGUAUAGUUGACGAGUUUAAAAAAAAUCAUUAUAAUGAAAAUAUUAAUUCACAGUAAAUGUUUCAAGCACAUAACCCAUUGCGUUUCUCUCUGGAUCUUCUCAGUGGGUUGUGAUAUCGAUCUAGAGGUAGAUUCAGCAAAGCACUGCUUUUGUUAAUGAAGAUGUUAGAAGAUUCUUUCCGGCAGAGGGUUUGCCCACAAGUUAUGGUGAAGCCAGAAUAGCCUAUCAAGGCUACUGGCAGAUAGGUAGAAAAAAAAACAACCACAUUCAGUAGCUAUUAUACAAUAGUAUCUUUUAAGCACUAUACCACACUUUAGUUUUCUUAAAUGAUAAAUAAUGUUUACA